This is a messenger RNA of Triplophysa dalaica, 2902 nucleotides long. It is a transcript of the gene stc2b, whose product is annotated as stanniocalcin 2b. Bases 189 to 1568 code for a protein of 459 amino acids. The transcript has 7 exons. Gene Ontology annotation, molecular function: hormone activity. Gene Ontology annotation, cellular component: extracellular region. Lineage: Eukaryota; Metazoa; Chordata; Actinopteri; Cypriniformes; Nemacheilidae. The record is from RefSeq and is a predicted model, not a curated record.
AGAAGAAGUCGCGCAAGAGCUUUUGUUUUCAUAUUGUGGUUGUCACGUUAGAAAUAAUUGAUCUAUCAUUUGAAGCCUCGAACGUCUAAUAUAAUAAUCUCGACGUUACUUAACGUUAAGGCUGACAGGGCCGUUUGAAGUCAGCGGUUUGAGUAAAUGUAACUUACGUGAUUAAAUUGUUGUAAUAAAUGAUGGCAGAAGGCAGCAGUAGUUUGAGCAGUCUUCCUCCCGGAGACCCGCAGCUCAUCUCGCUCAUAGUGGAGCAUCUGAAGAACAGAGGCCUGUUUGAUGAGUUCAGAAGAGAUUGUCUGGCAGACGUCGACACGAAGCCUGCGUAUCAGAAUCUGAGACAGAAGGUGGACAACUUUGUGUCCAAUCAUCUCACCACUCAAGAAUGGAAUCCGUCCAUCAACAAGAACCAAGUGAGGAACGUGCUGAGACAGAGCGUAGUUCAGUCAGGGAUGAUGGAGUCAGGUGUGGACCGGAUCAUUACUCAGGUGGUGGACCCUAAACUGAACCAUAUCUUCAGACCUCACAUUGAGAAAGCCAUUCAUGACUUUCUAGAAGGCGAGAACAAAGAGGACGGGCCGUCGAAUUCAACCACUGAAGCAGAGCCGCAGGAAGCCGCCAGCAACACUGCCACAAAAAUACAAACAGCGUUAUCAGUACCGUCAGAAAUGCGUGCUCGGUUUAUCGUAGAUGUGCUUUUAUUUGUACUGGCGGUGCGGCAAACUGGCGCGAGUGAGUCGAGCAGCGCUCAUGACAGCUCGCUGGAGAGAUCAAUGAACAUCCAGAAGAGGAGACUGUCUCUGCAGAACACAGCCGAAAUUCAGCAGUGCUUGUUAAACGCGGGUGAUGUGGGUUGCGGGAUGUUCGAGUGCUUCAACAACAACUCCUGCGAGAUCCGUGGACUUCAUGACAUCUGCAUGAACUUCCUCCACAACGCAGGCAAAUUUGACUCGCAGGGAAAAUCCUUUAUCAAAGAUGCGCUGAAGUGCAUGGCCCACGGACUGCGCCACAAGUUCAGCUGCGUGAGCCGCAAGUGUCUGGCCGUAAAAGAGAUGGUGUUUCAGCUUCAGCGCGAAUGUUACGUCAAGCACAACCUUUGCUCGGCUGUGAGAGAGAACGUCAACGUCAUGGUGGAGAUGAUCCACUUUAAGGACCUGUUUCCCAGAGGGCCUCACGUGGAGUUGGUGAAUAUCCUGCUGGGCUGUGGCGAGGAGGUGCGGGCCGCCAUCAGCCGUCGAAUACGAACUCAGUGCGAGCAGAACUGGGGAGCUCUGUGCGGGAGUCUAAGUCUCUGUGUCCUCGGAAAGGAAGUGGACCAGACCAAUUCCACCCUCACCCCUGCCACCACCCCGGACAUCCCGACCCCGCCAGGACCCAACGCCAAUUCCCUCCCGCCUCCGGCCCUGGUACGUCCUGAGGCUGAUGGGGAAAAGAUGUGGACGCUCACAGAUGAUGCAGAUGAACAUCCCAAUCUGUCCUCAGGCCUUCAGGCCCAACACAACAUCUCUAAUGCUAAUAAACAGCUAAAGAGAUUUCUGAAUGCCACAAAAAGGAGGUGAAGGGACCGCUCAGUGCCUUCAACAGCCCACACAUACUUAUUUGUGACAGCUAUUCUCUAUCUCUGCCUCACUCAAGGACAUAUAAGCUGCAGUGUUUAAUGACAGGGUAUUUCGUGGUUAUGAAGUUACAUUUUAAGCUGACAUUAGUCAUUGAUACAUUCGUUUUUUGUUUGUUUGUAGAUCAUUUUGUGCAAACAAAUAUUUGACGGGAGGAGUUAUACCCUUUGUAGAUUGUGGACAAAGUGCAUUCCUAAGACUGCAGACAGUAUUUGUGAUAACAUCAUUCCGCACGCUCAGUAUUUGUUAGCACUGAAACAACAAAAACAUUUGGGCGAAUGUCUGGGUCACCUUUUACCCCAAAAUCAAUAUUUUCCAUCGUCAAUUGCCAUAAUUUUAAUGGUGAUUCACAUUACAGCGAUAAAGCCAUUAUUCUGCAUUGUGGUGAUUUAUUUAAGCAAAAUACAAUUUUGGGGUAAAAUACGACCAAUCUUGCCAGGUUUCACAAGAUUCACUUAUUUGAUGAAUGUCCUCAUCAGGUGAUAUAAGCUCUUAUGCAGCAAAGGUGCGCAAACAAACCAGUCAACCACAAUGCUGCUUUUACCUAGACAUUACAUUUUUAUUAUCAGACCUCACAUCUUUUUAAUUGAACAUGGUUCAUACAUGAUUAUGCCUUCCUUGAUAAAGUGUAAUCCAACACAGAAACACUUCAAAACAGAAUCCAGACCUACCUCAUCUCUGUAACAUGCGCCUAUAUUGAUAUGCUGUGUAAUAUAUAAAAAUGGUCAUUGCAUAGAUUCACUCCCCUCUGCAAAAUGUAUCGUGUUGAGAUACCACUUAUUUGUUUUAUUUAAAUUAAUUUCUCUAAAGUUAUGCAUGAAAUUUAUCUUGUGGACUUUUAUCUUGAAGUCGGGUUUAUCACAGCCACUGUACAGUGCUGUUACGUCAAUUUACAUAAAUGCUUGUGCUAUUUAUUUGUUGUUGUUAAACUGUUAUUUUAUCAACCACUCUCACGUUUUUUUACUUGGGAUCUUUAACAAAAUAUUCAGUGUAUUCAUUAAAACGAUUUCCACAUUAAAUUAACCUUAUAUUCAGUUAUUUCGGGUCUUUGUUUGUGGAGUAGACACAAUUGUUUACGGUUUCUUCUUUAUGUGGUUACAAAUUCGUUUUUGCUUCAUUCAGUUUUAAUACAGAGGGAAUUAAAUGUGUUUCAAGACAAAAAAACAAGCUUUAAAAAAAUGAGCAAUAUACUCCUGAUAAAACAAGGUUUAUUACACCACCUAGUGGCUUGACCAGUAUAGACCAAACAGAACAUAUGGAACUCAUUUAUAUUUAGU